AUGGACCGAAGGAUGAGGUUUUGGGAUGUUGCACUAAUAGUAAUGGUAUGCAUGAGUGUAACAGUGACAAAGUCAAACGGUGCGCGUCCUUUGAACAACCAACUUCAAGAAGGGACAGGGGUAAAAUGGGCUUUCCUAGUUGCUGGUUCUAGAGGUUAUGGAAAUUAUAGGCACCAAGCUGAUGUAUGUCAUGCCUAUCAAGUAUUAAAAAGUGGGGGUCUUAAAGAUGAAAAUAUCAUUGUUAUGAUGUAUGAUGAUAUCGCCGAUAGUAUAGAAAAUCCAAUCCCUGGCGCUAUAAUUAAUCAACCAGAUGGGCCAGAUGUUUUUCAGGGCGUUCCUUUGGAUUAUACAGGACCGGAUGCAAAUAUAAACAAUUUUUACGCAGUGCUUAGAGGCUACAAAAGUGGUCUUAUUGGAGGUAGCGGUAAGGUACUCAGUAGUAAGCCUGAAGAUACCGUAUUCAUUUACAUUGCUAGUCAUGGUAACAAAGGGUUUAUAGGAUUGCCAGAUGACAACGUUGUAUAUGCCGACCAGUUCUUAGAGGCAUUGAAAAUCAAUUACAAAAAAAUGGUGAUAUACAUAGAAUCAUGUAACUCUGGGAGCAUGUUUGAAGGGCUUCUUCGAGAUGAUUUAAAUAUUUAUGCAACCACAUCUGCCAGAGCAGAUGAGAAUAGUCAUGCGUUUUACUGUCCAGGUGGAAUAAUGCCUCCACCGCCUUAUUAUAACGUUUGUUUGGGUGAUUUGUACAGUAUUUCUUGGUUGGAAUUCAGUGAGUAUUAUGAUAGGGCAAACAAAACUUUGCAUGACCAAUAUGAUGUUACGUGGUUUAGAACACUUUUUACUGGUGAAGAGUAUAUGUCUCACGUGAUGCCAUACGGAAAUAUGACUAUGAAUGAGGAUUUACUUGAAACAUAUCUUGGACGUGCUAAACCAGCUAGAGCUAAUGAUAACUACCAUUUCAAUAGAACUACAACUCAUGAGCAUUCCAAUAAACGAUUUAAUACGACAACAAGAUUGGUCAGCCAACAAGAUGCUCAUUUACUUUAUCUGAAUCUUAAGUUGGAAAAGGCACCAGAUGGUUCCAUGGAUAAGUCAAAAGCUCAAAUUGAGUUAGAUGAUGAAAUUUCUCAUAGAAAACAUGACGACCAGAGUGUAUAUCUCAUAUGGAAACUUUUGUUUGGAGAAGACACCACCUCUACUAUGAUGGCAAAUCUUCGUUCAGUCGGUCAACCUCUUGUCGAUGAUUGGGAUUGUCUUAGAAUGCUUAAAAAUACAUAUGAACAUCAUUGUGGUGUCUUAUCACAUUAUGGAUGGAAAUACAUGCAAGCCUUUGCUAACAUGUGCAAUAAUGGCAUUUCCAAGAAGCAAAUGAUUGCAGCUGCAUCUCAAGCUUGUCAUGUGAAGAACGAUGUUCCUUAAAUUUUACGCAUAAUUUAGAAUUGGUUUGUAGUGAAUUUUAUAAAU
This is a messenger RNA of Cicer arietinum (chickpea), 1464 nucleotides long. The record is from RefSeq and is a predicted model, not a curated record. NCBI's taxonomy places the organism in Eukaryota, Viridiplantae, Streptophyta, Magnoliopsida, Fabales, Fabaceae.